Molecule: messenger RNA, 1110 nt
Organism: Dicrocoelium dendriticum
Lineage: Eukaryota; Metazoa; Platyhelminthes; Trematoda; Plagiorchiida; Dicrocoeliidae
Source: the annotation of a GenBank genome assembly
AUGCUGUGGCGCUUCCAACAAAUAGCAGUCGCACCUGCAAACAGCCAAAAUGCCCGCGAACCCGCCCCCCUCGGGUGGGGGGGGGGGGGGGGGGGGGGGGGGGGGGGGGGGCGCCGCGCGCCGGGGGGGGGGCCGGGGGGGGGGGGGGGACCCCCCCGGGGGGGCUGGCCGGGCGCCGAUAUCGGGGGCCAGCGGCCCCCACCUCGGGGGGGCGGGGAACCGGGGGCCCCGCUAGCUGCGGCGGCCAGCGCCGGUUGGGGCCCGGGGGUGGUGGGGGGGGAGGGGGUCGUUCCGGCCGGGAGCGGGGGGGGGGGCGCCGGGCCAGGUUUUGACGGCCUGGGGGGUCGCUGGGGGUGGGGGUGGUGCGCUGGUGCCCGGCCGGCAGGCCAUCGGAGGGAGUCGCACCACACAGGAGACGCCCGCCCUCGCCCGCGCGGGGGGAGGAAUGGGUGGGGGGUGGGGGGGGGGGGGGGGGGGGGGGGGGGGGGGGGGGGGGUGGGGGGGGGGGGGGGCGGGGCCCCCGAUCCCCGGCGCCACCAGUGUGCGGCCGGGGGGGGGGGGGGGGGGUGGGGCGACCUCGGGAGGGGCCGGGGAGGCUGCCCGGUGGGGCGCCACCAACCGGGUGCGCGAUCGGGGGGGGGGGGGGGGGGGGGGGGGGGGGGGGGGGGGGGGGGGGGGAGGCAGCCCACCGGGCCGGCCGGGGGGGGGGGGGGGGGGGGGGGGGGGGGGGGGCAGGGGGCCGAGCGACCCGGGGGGGGGGGGGGGGGGGGGGGGGGGGGAGCCCCAGGUCGCGGGGGGGGGGGGGCGGGAGGAGCAAGCCGUGGGGGGGGCCAAGCCGGGCGCCCGGGGGGGGGGGGGGGGGGGGGGGGGGGGGGGGGCGCGGCCCCAGCGCACGAGGCCCCUACCACGGGGGGGGGGGCCACCCCGCCAGAGGCCAGGGGGGGGGGGGGGGGGGGGGGGUGUGUGGGGGGGGUUGGUAUUUUCGCAGCGGCGCCGGCCCCCCCGGCGGGGGGUGCCCGCCGGGGGGGGGGGGGGGGGGGAGGGCCCCGGCGGGGGGGGGGGGGGGGGGGGGGGGGGGGGGGGGGGGGGGGUGUGGGUUUUUUUUUUUAA